AUGUGGAAAUAUAAUUACAGUGUAGUUAAUGAAACUACACCAGAAAUAUCUUUCAAGAAGCAAGUUAAAAGAAAAUUAAUAUCAUCUGAUGAUGAAAUAGAAAGAAAAGAAAGUAGUACUGACAGUGAUUCAGAUGUGUCUUCAGAGAAGAAAAGUCAAACGAGAAGUUAUAACAAACAAAUGAAGAAAAGGAGACGAAUAAAACAGAUGUCGCAGUCAUCUGAAGAUAACAGUGAUGACGAUGUUCAAAUUAUUUCAGAGAAUCAAGAUCAAGGAGAUACACCCAUUGGGAAAGGAAGAAAAAAUAUCAGAAAAUUGAUAUCUGAUAAAAUGUUGAGAGAAGAAACUAAAGCUGCUGCCCAAGCUGAACUAGAACGAAAAAGGCGUAUUUUAGAAAGACAAAAAGCAUACAAUCACACUGUUAUAGAAGUUACUGAGACUGGAGAGCGUGUAACUAAAAAGCUAGUUCUAGAAGUUGAUGAAGAAAACAAAGAAGAAAUAAUUCAAGUACAUCCAAGUCUUAUUGUUAAACUGAAACCUCAUCAAGUAGAAGGUAUUCAAUUUUCAUAA
Messenger RNA from Centruroides sculpturatus (bark scorpion), 570 nucleotides. RefSeq names its product transcriptional regulator ATRX-like. The record is from RefSeq and is a predicted model, not a curated record. Gene Ontology annotation, cellular component: nucleus. Lineage: Eukaryota; Metazoa; Arthropoda; Arachnida; Scorpiones; Buthidae. Gene Ontology annotation, molecular function: ATP hydrolysis activity. The transcript is spliced from 4 exons. The coding region runs from base 1 to 570 and encodes 189 amino acids.